AUCCAGUGUCCACUUGUCUCUUCUUUCUGUGAGAACAUCACACAGGCGUCACCACCUUCAUGUGUCGGAUUAUUUUCUAAAGGCUCACAUUACGUGAGGAAGCAGCUCAGAAGAGGCAAGAAAAGGAGCCAGGCAUGGCUCUUCCUCAGGGACGCCUGACCUUCAGGGAUGUGGCUAUAGAAUUCUCUUUGGUGGAGUGGAAAUGCCUGACCCCUGCACAGAGGGCUUUAUACAGGGAAGUGAUGUUGGAGAACUACAGGAACCUGGAGUCUGUGGAUAUCUCUUCCAAGUGCAUGGUGAAGAUGGGCUCAUCAACAGGACAAGGUAAUACAGAAAUGUUUCACACAGGGACAUUGGAAACACAUAAAAGUCAUCACACUGGAGAUUUUUGCUUCCAGGAAAUUGAGAAAGACAUUCAUGACUUUGAGUUCCAGUGGCAGAAAGAUGAAAGAAAUAGCCAUGAAGCAUCCAUGACACAGAUCAAGAAGUUCACUGAUAGUAAAGACCGAAACGAUCAAAGGCAUGCUGGCAACAAGCCUAUUAAAGAUCAGCUUGGAUUGAGCUUUCAUUUGCAUAUGCCUGAACUGCACAUAUUUCAGACUGAAGGGAAAAUUGGUAAUCAAGUUGAGAAGUUAGUCAACGAUGCUUCUUUGGUUUCAACAUCCCGAAUAAAUUUUUGUAGGCCCCAGACUUAUAUUUUUAAUAACUAUGACAAUAAUUUCCUCCAUUCUUCAUUACUCACACAAAAACAGGGAGAUCACAUGAGAGAAAAAUCUUUCCAAUGUAAUGAGAAUGGCAAAGGCUUUCAUUGUAGCUCACUGUUAAGGAAACAUCAGACAGUCCAUUUAGGAGAGAAACAAAUAGAAUGUGAUCUAUGUGGCAAGGUCUUUAAUCAGAAGCGAUACCUUGAACGCCAUCGUAGAUGUCACACUGGUGAGAAACCUUUCAAGUGUAAUGAGUGCGGCAAGUCCUUCAUUCAGAUGUCAUCACUUACCUGCCAUCGUAGACUUCAUACUGGAGAGAAACCUUACAAGUGUAAUUUGUGUGGCAAGACGUUCAGUCAAAAUUCAGCCCUUGUAAUUCAUAAGGCAAUUCAUACUGGAGAGAAACCUUACAAGUGUAACGAAUGUGGCAAGGUUUUUAAUCAACAAUCAAACCUCGCAAGUCAUCAUAGACUUCAUACUGGAGAGAAACCUUAUAAAUGUAAAUGUAAUGAGUGUGGCAAGACUUUUGGUCGAAAUUCAGCCCUUGUAAAUCAUAAGGCAAUUCAUACUGGAGAGAAACCUUACAAGUGUAAUGAAUGUGACAAAGUUUUUAAACAACAGUCGAGCCUUGCACGUCAUCACAGACUUCAUACUGGAGAGAAACCUUACAAGUGUAAUGAGUGCGGUAAGACCUUCAAUCAGAUGUCAUCCCUUACAUGCCAUCGUAGACUUCAUACUGGAGAGAAACCUUACAAGUGUCAUGAGUGUGGCAAGACCUUCAGUCAGACAUCAUCCCUUCUAUGCCAUCGUAGACUUCAUACUGGAGAGAAACCUUACAAAUGUAAGGUUUGUGACAAGGCCUUCAGGCGCGAUUCACACCUGGCACAACAUACUAGAAUUCACACUGGAGAGAAACCUUACAAGUGUAAUGAGUGUGGCAAAGCCUUUAGUGCACAACGUCGUUCAUACCUUGCAGUUCAUUGCCGAAUUCAUACUGGAGAGAAACCUUAUAAGUGUAAUGAGUGUGGAAAGACCUUCAGUCACUCGUCAUCCCUUGUAUGCCAUCGUAGACUUCAUACUGGAGAGAAACCUUACAAGUGUAACGAGUGUGGCAAAACCUUCCAUCACAAUUCAGCUCUCGUACUUCAUAAGGCAAUUCAUACUGGAGAGAAACCUCACAAGUGUAAUGUGUGUGGCAAGAUCAUCGGUCACACUUCAGCCCUUGUCAUUCAUAAGGCAAUUCAUACUGGGGAGGAACCUUACAAGUGUACUGAGUGUGGCAAGGUUUUUAAACAACAGUCAAGCCUUGCACGUCAUCAUAGACUUCAUACUGGAGAGAAACCUUACAAGUGUAAUGAGUGUGGCAAAGUUUUUAAUCAACAAGCAACACUUGCACGUCAUCAUAGGCUUCAUACUGGAGAGAAACCUUACAAAUGUGAAGAAUGUGACAAAGUUUUCAGUCGCAAAUCCUAUCUUCUAACACAUGGGAGAGUUCAUACUGGAGAGAAACCUUACAAAUGUGAAAAAUGUGACAAAGUUUUCACUCGCAAAUCACACCUUGAAACACACAAGAGAAUACAUACGGGAGAGAAACCAUACAAAUGUAAGAUUUGUGACAAGGCUUUUGCGUGUAAUUCAUACCUGAAAAAGCAUACUAGAAUUCACACUGGGGGAAAACCUUACGAGUGUAAUUAGUGGAGCAAGACCUUUGCUCAAAAU
Saimiri boliviensis boliviensis (Bolivian squirrel monkey) is the source of this 2423-nucleotide messenger RNA. NCBI's taxonomy places the organism in Eukaryota, Metazoa, Chordata, Mammalia, Primates, Cebidae. The record is from RefSeq and is a predicted model, not a curated record.